Molecule: messenger RNA, 648 nt
Organism: Calidris pugnax (ruff)
Lineage: Eukaryota; Metazoa; Chordata; Aves; Charadriiformes; Scolopacidae
Gene: SMIM8
Product: small integral membrane protein 8
Exons: 3
Coding region: 16-453 (145 amino acids)
Source: RefSeq, a predicted model, not a curated record
CUGGCCUUAGUCGUUAUGGCCCGGGUGUCGCCGCCGGUGUUUUCCGUGUGGGGAAAUAGCUCCUUUCGUCUCCGGCCUAAAGCCGGUAGCGGCGUGAGGAGCCUCCUCAGAGCGGAGGGGCGGUUUCUGGCCUCUCGCUCGCCGCCCUCAGGGAAGUAUUCAACAUUAAUUAAAAUGUCUUCCACCAAACCUCCAAACGAAAAUGAAAUACCCAAAGAGAGGAAACCAGGACUCAGGAGUGUUCAAACAACUAUGCUUUUCCGAGCUGUGAACCCAGAGCUUUUCAUUAAACCUAACAAACCUGUGAUGGCAUUUGGACUCAUAGCAAUUAGCCUCUGUGUGGCCUACCUUGGUUAUUUGCAUGCAACAGUAGAGAAUAAAAAGGACCUCUAUGAAGCAGUCGACAGUGAGGGGUCCAGGUAUAUGAGGAGGAAAACUUCCAAGUGGGACUGAGAACAUAAGGAAGGAAAUCAGCAAAUGACUCCCAGAACUUUUCAAGGCAACUGCUAUUUUUUUCUCUGUCCAUUGAAAUAAUGAAUAAAUGUCCCUCUUGCUAUUUAAUCCAAUAUAAGUUCCUUUAUAAAAUGCUGUGCCUGUACAAAUAAAUUGCAAUUAAGAUACAUGGAAACAUAAAAGUGAUUUUAAGAA